AUGUCCUGGACUCAUCUGGUCUUUCUUUCUCUGCUCGCCACCCUCCUCAUCCUCACACUCUCCACCGGGGUGCGGAGUGCAUCGGUGACAGAUGGAAGAGAGGGAAAAGCUGCAGAGCCCAAAGGGUCAGCGCGGCGAGUCUUCAUGCCCGAGGCGGAUGCAGCAAACUUCUUCAAAAAGCGUAGUCGGCGCUCGGCCAAACAUGAGGCGGAGGUCCUCGCUGAGCAGAGGGUAAGGCUGUCAGCUGAUGAGAGGAGGAGGGAGUACUAUGACGAACAGAGGAACGAGUUUGAGAACUAUGUGGAGGAGGAGCGCGAUGAGCAGGAUGAGAGGACACGGGAGAAGACAGAGCAGUGGCGUGAGUUCCACUAUGAUGGACUCUACCCCCGUUAUCCCCGCGGUUGGUGA
Messenger RNA from Salvelinus namaycush (lake trout), 408 nucleotides. Its product is annotated as unique cartilage matrix-associated protein-like. The coding region runs from base 1 to 408 and encodes 135 amino acids. Lineage: Eukaryota; Metazoa; Chordata; Actinopteri; Salmoniformes; Salmonidae. The record is from RefSeq and is a predicted model, not a curated record. Gene Ontology annotation, cellular component: extracellular matrix. The transcript has 5 exons. Gene Ontology annotation, biological process: embryonic skeletal system development; regulation of osteoblast differentiation.